ACCGUCGGAUUGGAUAAUCCAACGGCGGAGGGAGAAACCCUAGGAGAGAAGACGUCUUUAUAAGGGAGAGGAGAGGGCGAAACCCCCCUCUCUCCAUUCUCUAGGCCGAAAUUCUCCUGCGAGCUAUCCUCUACAGAGAGCCGGCAAUUUCUCAAAGCUAACACUAUGGGUAAAGAAAAGGUUCAUAUCAACAUUGUGGUCAUUGGCCACGUCGACUCUGGGAAGUCGACGACCACUGGUCAUCUUAUCUACAAGUUGGGUGGUAUUGACAAGCGUGUGAUUGAGAGGUUUGAGAAGGAAGCUGCUGAGAUGAACAAGAGGUCAUUCAAGUAUGCCUGGGUGCUUGACAUGUGGAAGUUUGAGACUACCAAGUACUACUGCACAGUCAUUGAUGCUCCUGGGCAUCGUGACUUUAUCAAGAACAUGAUUACUGGUACCUCACAGGCUGACUGUGCUGUUUUGAUCAUUGAUUCCACCACUGGUGGUUUUGAAGCUGGUAUCUCUAAGGAUGGUCAGACCCGUGAGCACGCUCUUCUUGCUUUCACUCUUGGAGUGAAGCAGAUGAUCUGCUGCUGCAACAAGAUGGAUGCUACCACCCCCAAGUACUCCAAAGCCAGGUACGAUGAAAUUGUGAAGGAAGUCUCCUCAUACCUCAAAAAGGUUGGAUACAACCCUGACAAAAUCCCCUUUGUCCCCAUCUCCGGUUUUGAGGGUGACAACAUGAUCGAGCGGUCCACCAACCUUGACUGGUACAAGGGUCCUACCCUUCUUGAGGCCCUAGACCAGGUCAACGAGCCAAAGCGUCCCUCUGACAAGCCCCUUCGUCUCCCACUUCAGGAUGUCUACAAGAUUGGAGGCAUUGGAACUGUCCCCGUCGGUCGUGUUGAAACUGGUGUCCUCAAGCCUGGUAUGGUUGUUACCUUUGGUCCUACUGGUCUGACCACUGAAGUCAAGUCUGUUGAGAUGCACCACGAAGCUCUCCAAGAGGCUCUUCCUGGUGACAAUGUUGGCUUCAACGUCAAGAACGUUGCUGUCAAGGAUCUCAAGAGAGGUUACGUCGCCUCAAACUCCAAAGAUGAUCCCGCUAAAGAGGCUGCUAAUUUCACUUCCCAGGUUAUUAUCAUGAACCACCCAGGCCAGAUUGGAAAUGGAUACGCCCCUGUCCUCGAUUGCCACACCUCACACAUUGCCGUCAAGUUCUCUGAGAUACUCACCAAGGUUGAUAGGCGAUCUGGUAAGGAGCUUGAGAAGGAGCCCAAGUUCUUGAAGAACGGAGAUGCUGGUUUCGUCAAGAUGAUUCCGACCAAGCCCAUGGUUGUGGAGACUUUCUCUGCGUACCCUCCCCUUGGUCGUUUCGCUGUGAGGGACAUGCGCCAGACUGUUGCUGUUACUGGUGCUAAGGUCACCAAGGCGGCAGCCAAGAAGAAAUGAAGCAUGGGUUCUUAUGGGUCGAAGGUCUUAUUUUCGUUAUUAGUACGUUUUGUUAUGUGUUUGCCAGUUUAUGGACUUUGCUGUAGGAUUUGGUCUGCUGCUUUGCUGCUGCUGAUAUUUGGUGCUCGUUCCCAGAACUGGGUGCUUGAUAGACGGUGGUCGAGCAAAAACUUAUGUGUCUGCUGAAUUUUCUCCUAUGGUUUGUUGAGUCCGGUGUUAUGAAGAGUCUGAACUUUGUUUCCUUGGCUGUUGUAGGAGGUUUUAGCUUUUCUAUUCUCCUGCUCAGCUCGGAUCAUUUUAAUUGAAGUAUAGUAGUUUUGUGUCA
Asparagus officinalis (garden asparagus) is the source of this 1756-nucleotide messenger RNA. Its product is annotated as elongation factor 1-alpha-like. Gene Ontology annotation, biological process: translational elongation; translation. NCBI's taxonomy places the organism in Eukaryota, Viridiplantae, Streptophyta, Magnoliopsida, Asparagales, Asparagaceae. Gene Ontology annotation, molecular function: GTP binding; translation elongation factor activity; GTPase activity. The record is from RefSeq and is a predicted model, not a curated record. Bases 166 to 1431 code for a protein of 421 amino acids. The transcript has 3 exons.